Molecule: messenger RNA, 618 nt
Organism: Octodon degus (degu)
Lineage: Eukaryota; Metazoa; Chordata; Mammalia; Rodentia; Octodontidae
Product: 60S ribosomal protein L8-like
Exons: 4
Biological process (GO): cytoplasmic translation
Cellular component (GO): cytosolic large ribosomal subunit; ribosome
Molecular function (GO): RNA binding; structural constituent of ribosome
Source: RefSeq, a predicted model, not a curated record
GAAUAACGGCAUGCACUGCUCCCGGAAGGGGGCUUCCUCCAGCCCCGCCCCGGAAGAUAAGGCGGCUCGGGGACGUCGCGUUUCCUCUUUCGGCCGCGCUCCGGGACAGACCCGCCGUCAUGGGCCGCGUGAUCCGUGGACAGAGAAAGGGUGCUGGGUCUGUGUUUCGCGCGCACGUGAAGCAUCGCAAGGGCGCUGCUCGUCUACGCGCCGUGGAUUUUGCAGAACGACACGGCUACAUCAAGGGUAUCGUGAAGGACAUUAUCCACGACCCGGGCCGCGGCGCACCCCUCGCUAAGGUGGUCUUCCGGGAUCCGUACCGAUUCAAGAAGCGUACCGAGUUGUUCAUCGCCGCCGAGGGUAUCCACACGGGCCAAUUCGUGUAUUGCGGCAAGAAAGCCCAACUCAACAUUGGCAAUGUUCUCCCUGUGGGCACCAUGCCUGAGGGUACCAUUGUGUGCUGCCUGGAGGAGAAGCCUGGGGACCGGGGUAAGCUGGCCCGAGCCUCUGGGAACUAUGCCACAGUCAUAUCCCACAACCCUGAAACCAAGAAGACCAGAGUGAAGCUGCCCUCGGGUUCUAAGAAGGUCAUCUCCUCUGCCAACAGAGCUGUUGUUG